AAAAAAAUUAGAGGAUGUUAAAGAAGAUGUUAAAAUGUAUUUUAUCGAUUUGCGCUUUAAAUUCGAGUCUUUGAUUUUUGAGGACGACUACUUACUGAAAUCGCUAAACACUGUUACAAAAUAUAACGAAUCAGAAUUUUCAAUUGUCGAAGAAUUCUGUGGAUUUUUAUUGAACUUGGAAAAAAGCAGAUCUCAACAAUUCAAAGAGUUGCUAAAAGACACAAAAUUGAAGGCAAUAGAAGUUGCCCAUGAGCUACCAUUUGCUUUAGACGAAAUGUUUGAAUUGGAAAUUACGGCUCUCAAUCAAAUAACAAUGAGUAAUUAUCGGAGUUAUGCGGAACUGGAAAAGGAUCUAAAAUUGAGGGUUAAAAAUGAUUUGCGAGAAUGGACAAAUGAAAUAAUGGAAAUAAAAGAACAAGUCAAAGACCGCUUGAGAUCGCUAGCUAAAAAAUCCACAAUAUUGGCUGGCGAUUUAAUCAGAACAGAAUCAAGAAAUUCAAAAUCUUUAGCUCUCUCCAGCGAAAUAAGUAGAUUCAAUUCCUUAAAAUCAGUUUUCAAUUAUACGUAUUUUGGAGAAGAAAACGUUCCAGUAUCACCGCAAGAAGUGGAAUGUUGGCUCAAUGAUGUACAAAGAACAUUGGCUUCGUUAGACCAAUCAGCCAAAAAUAUCGUAACCCUCUAUAAAUCAAUUAUAACAGUAUUGUUUCAUCGAUUUUUGGACGAGUUAGACGACAUUAAGAAUACGAUGCAACGAUCUGGAAUGUGCCAUAAAAAGGAAAUUGAGGAUUUUAAAUGUGAAAUAUACACCCCCACAGUAGAUCAACUUAAUAUCGAGUAUCUUUCCGAACUUGAAGAUUUGCAGGUAUGAAAACCAAUGUUCAAAUGAAAUGAACGUAGUCCAAAAGUACAAAACUAUGAUGGACAUAGAAACGGACGUCCUCAUGAGUGAAAUUAAACGAUUUCUCGUUGUACAUCCUCCAGAUUCAG
This is a messenger RNA of Diorhabda sublineata, 987 nucleotides long. RefSeq lists its product as uncharacterized. The transcript has 6 exons. Lineage: Eukaryota; Metazoa; Arthropoda; Insecta; Coleoptera; Chrysomelidae. Bases 35 to 868 code for a protein of 277 amino acids. The record is from RefSeq and is a predicted model, not a curated record.